This is a messenger RNA of Apis florea (little honeybee), 1474 nucleotides long. It is a transcript of the gene rsh, whose product is annotated as Rap GTPase activating protein radish. NCBI's taxonomy places the organism in Eukaryota, Metazoa, Arthropoda, Insecta, Hymenoptera, Apidae. The record is from RefSeq and is a predicted model, not a curated record. Gene Ontology annotation, biological process: regulation of small GTPase mediated signal transduction. Gene Ontology annotation, cellular component: cytoplasm. Gene Ontology annotation, molecular function: GTPase activator activity; protein binding.
AUAGAAUAACAUUUUAUAUGUUAUAAAUUUUUCUCAUUCAUACAGUUCGACAUCAUCGAGUUCGAUCCAAAGACGUUCAAAAUCCUGCUCAAUUAUCUGCAAACUGGCUCCUGUCCACUGACUUGCAGCAACAUACCGGGUCUCAUCUGUGCAGCGGAACACUACGAUCUACCCGAGCUUCUACAAGCGUGUUUCCACCAUGCAAAACAAUUCUUACGAAUCGAGAUCGUAUGCGUGAUGCUGAGCGCGUUGGAGAAUUAUUGCUGGCGUUACACGUCCGCCUCAGAAUUGGUAAACAUGAUCCUCGCUUUCAUCGAAACCAGAGCGUAUCAACUGUUCCAGUCACCUGAUUUCUUGACACUGAGCGAGUCGAUGGUUCAAAUGAUCAUGUGCCGAGGUCUCGAGGUCGGCGAGAUUAGAAAAUUCGAGGCGAUGCUCGAGUGGGCGAAGAACAGGAUUAAAGACAGAAAGUCGACCAAAGUCGAUCCGAAAGUGGAAUUCAAACGUAUCAUGGACAGACUCAGUAGAGAUUUGAAACUGCAUAGGAUAACACCACAGGAACUUAUUAGGAUCGUUCUGCCAUCAAAAGCAAUCAAAAACGAGAGAAUUCUCGAAACGUUGAUGUAUCAAGCAAACUCUGGCAUCUUCAGGAACGUCGAUAGUUACUUGGAAGAUUACAAGGAAAAAGUGCAAAACCAGGAGAGUUUCGACUGUGGCCUCUAAAAAAAAUAUCGUGCAUAGUGUGUUAAUUCAACAAUCCUUUUUACCUCUCUUCAUCCUUAUUAAAAUGGAAGGAACAAUACGUACCUGAGAAAAGUAGAACUCUAAUUACUAGUUCUCCGAUGAAUAAGGGUGAUCGAUCAAAAGUAAAAAGAAAUAUCUCCAAUCCAAGAGUUAUUAUUCCAUUGAAACAUCGUGUGAAGGAGGAUCGAAUGAUCGUGCCAAGAUCCAUCGACGAUGGAUCUCAUAGACGAUCAUUUUUUAAAGAUCUUCAAUAUUGUUCUUCCUAUGAAAAUCUAUGUUUCGAACAACCGGUUGUUAACAUAAUUAUAGAAUCGAUAGAUAUUGAUCAAAGGGAAAAGUAAUUUAAAAAAUAAAAGAAUCGAAUGGAUAUUCAUAUUGAUCGUGAACAAAUAUAAAAAAGGAAACGAAGAAAAGAUAUUUGAUCGAUUGAGAAAUUUAAUUUAACGUAAGAGAAACUGCACAAAUUUCAUAUUGUAGACUAAAAACGAGAAGAAUAAAUAAAGCGAAUGAUAUUGAAAGUAAAAUCUCUCAGCCAUGGUUAUUUAUUUAGUGUCGAAAUUUAAUGUCGAAUGGAAAGGAAAUAGGGAAAAAAAAAAAAAAAAUGAAAGGCGAUAAGAUUUAUAAAAGUAAGAAUAACAGGCUGAAAAAAAAUUGACGGCAAUGCGAUGCCGACCAUGACAAUCUGUAUAAUAAAAGCGAAGAAAAAUCCAUAUUAAAAAGAAAGAAAAAA